Molecule: messenger RNA, 2779 nt
Organism: Brassica napus (rape)
Lineage: Eukaryota; Viridiplantae; Streptophyta; Magnoliopsida; Brassicales; Brassicaceae
Product: TPR repeat-containing thioredoxin TTL1
Exons: 5
Coding region: 338-2350 (670 amino acids)
Cellular component (GO): cytoplasm
Molecular function (GO): protein binding
Source: RefSeq, a predicted model, not a curated record
AAAUUAAUAUAUAAUAUUCGGUCUGCAUCUCCACCUUCACUCUUCUUCUUCUUCUAUGAACCUUCUCUCUUCUCUCUCUCUCUAGACACUCACAUUCAUUCUUUGCUUCACCCUUUUAAAUCACGAGAUCCCCAUCUCUUUCACUUUCCCUUCCAUGCCUUUGUUCAUAGUAUCUCAUCCUCCUCCCUUCGUCUCCUUCUCCACUCUUCGCCGUCUCCAUUAACGGCCAUUUGAAACCUUUAGCGGUAGUACCGAGAAACGUCCGUUAGAGUUUCCGUCCAUCAUUCACUGAUCUCGUUUUGAUUUUUUUCGUUAACCGGAAAACAAAAUAAAAAAAAUGUCACCGUCAGGUAAACCGGUCCCUCCCCGUGAUUCAUCAUUAACCUCCGAGAUUAAUAAACCGGAUUUUCGCGAGCUAGAUCUCGGUUCACCGGUUUCUCCGCUUCGUUCUCAGCCACGUGGACUCACCACAACCACAACAACUAGCAGCAGCAGCUCUAGCUCUUCCGGAUCUGUAACUAGACAACACGCUCCGGUUAACGGAAGAUCCGGUUCGGUUCGCGGUAGUAGUCAAUCCGGUUCGAGUAGUGGCAACCUGAGAACGAGUCAAGCAAGAUCGGACUCGGUUACUUCCAACUCACAACAACCACUCGUCUCCUCCUCCACUCAAAGCUCCGCCACUUCUCCAGCCACGGCGGCGAAUGUGCUUCCCACCGGAAACAUCUGCCCCUCCGGGAAGAUCCAACUCACCGGAAUGACGCAGAGCCGCUCCAGAAGCGACGUUCUCGGAUCCGGCACGGGAACGUACGGUCACGGCAGCAUAAUGCGCGGCGGAGGAGGAAGCGGCGUAUCUCCGGCGAAGCCUGUUGCUCCGGUGACCGUCGGUGGUUCUAUCAGAAGCAGUCCCGCCGCGAUGUUAGGUUCGGACGCAGAGGAAGUGAAGAGAGUAGGUAACGAGAUGUAUAGGAAAGGUUUGUUCGGCGAGGCUUUGAAGUUGUACGAUAGGGCGAUAGCUUUGUCGCCGGCGAACGCGGCUUACCGGAGCAACCGAGCCGCUGCGUUGACGGGUUUGGGUCGAGUCGGUGAAGCUGUGAAGGAGUGUGAAGAGGCUUUGAGAUUGGAUCCUAACUAUGGAAGAGCUCAUCAACGUUUGGCCUCAUUGCUUAUUAGAUUAGGACAGGUUGAUAAUGCGAGGAAGCAUCUAUGUGUUCUUGGGAAACCAUCAGAUCCUAUGGAGUUGCAGAAGCUUGAAGCUGUUGAGAAACAUAUAAGCAAAUGCGCAGAUGCAAGGAAGCUCGGUGAUUGGAAAGCUGCUUUGAUGGGAGUAGAUGCAGCUAUUGUUGCUGGAGCAGACUUUUCUCCACAGCUAGGUAUGUGUAAAGUAGAAGCACUCUUGAAACUUCACCGGCUUGAUGCUGCCCAAUCAAAGCUAUUAGAAGCUCUCAAAGUAGAGCCGUUUCCAGCAUCUUGUUCUCAGACUCGGUUCUCUGGUAUAGCCUGUGAAGCUUACACAUACUUUGUCAAAGCUCAAAUCGAGAUGGCUUUAGGUAGGUUUGAAAAUGCAGUGAUGGCUGCUGAGAAAGCUAGCAAAUUAGAUCCACGAAGCAACGAAGUUGCCAUGCUACACAACACUGUUACAUUGGUUGCUAGAUCUCGUGUUCGCGGUAACGAUCUCUACAAAUCAGAAAGAUACACUGAAGCAAGCUCAGCUUAUGCAGAAGGCCUUAGGCUUGAUCCAUGCAACGCUAUUCUAUAUUGUAACCGAGCAGCUUGUUGGUUUAAACUCGGAAUGUGGGAACGCUCUAUCGAAGAUUGUAACCACGCGCUGCGUUUUCAACCACGUUACACUAAGCCUCUUCUCCGUAGAGCUGCCUCAAAUAGCAAGGUGGAGAGAUGGGCAGCUGCAGUGAGUGAUUAUGAAGCGUUGAGAAAGGAACUCCCUCAUGAUAAGGAAGUUGCUGAGUCUUUGUUUCAUGCUCAAGUCGCGUUGAAGAAGUCUCGCGGAGAGGAAGUUUUGAAUAUGGAGUUCGGUGGUGAAGUUGAGGAAGUUUACAGCCGUGAACAGUUUAAAGCUGCCAUGAAUCUACCAGGAGUUUCGGUUAUUCAUUUCUCGACGGCCUCUGAUCAUCAAUGCAAGCAGUUAUCUCCGUUUGUGGACUCGUUAUGUACUCGCUAUCCUUCUAUACACUUCCUCAAGGUGGACAUAGAUAAAUGUCCGUCUAUAGGUAAUGCAGAGAACGUGAGGGUUGUACCGACAGUGAAGAUAUACAAGAAUGGUACUCGUGUAAAGGAGAUUGUCUGUCCAAGCAAAGAAGUGUUGGAGUACUCAGUGAGGCACUAUAGCAGUUAGUUAAUACACUCUUUUUCAAUCAUUACCCUCAAUAAUCCCACUUAACUUCAUUACCAGGGAACCUCAUUAGUGUAGAGUUUUCAGCUCUUUAUGAUUUGUUCAUUCAUUCCCCCCUCUUCAUUGCCCUGUGAUAUGUUCUUCUUCCAUUCAUUUUUCUCAGAUUGAGAUUGCAUUGGCUCCUCUUCUUCAGCCUUCACUUGUUUAGGUAUUGACAAGUGUUUACCGGUUGGAGAUUACUCUUGUGUACAUAAGAGAAGUUUGUAUGUGAGUGAAGCAGGGGGCUUUACUAAAAUGGGCAAAAGAGGAAGAUUUGGAUUCUUCAUUUUUUUUUUUCCCUUUGUUACUCUUAAGUGUAGUGAACCCAUCUUGUCAUUCCAGUUCUCCUCUUUGUCACAACAUUUUCAUCAAUAAAAAGAUAUAAUUUAUUCA